AUGUUACCAAACCCACUAGGAUUUUGGGUUCCAGCUGCUUUCUGCCUCAUUUUAGCCUCUUCUUCUUUCCCUUUGGUUUCCUGUUUUGGCUUGUACCCUCAGAACAGCCAAUUGUAUGCUUCAAGCAGGAGACCUGUGAGAGUGAAGAUUGUUAACGUAGAUAGAUUUGGAGCCAAAGGUGAUGGAAGGUGGGAUGACACUCAGGCAUUUGAAAAGGCUUGGAAGGCAGCUUGUUCAUCUACAGGGCCAACUACUGUAUUUGCGGUUCCUAAGAAGAAGAUUUACCUACUCAAACCCAUCACAUUUGCAGGGCCUUGCCGAGCUAAUAAUAUCAUGUUUCAGAUUUUCGGCACGAUUAAGGCGUCUAGAGACAUGAAAGACUACGAAAAUGACAGAAGACACUGGAUAAAGUUUGAGAGCCUCCAAAAUUUCAGAGUUAAGGGUGGUGGAACUAUCGACGGGAAUGGCCAGAUUUGGUGGCAAAACUCUUGCAAAGUCAAUACAAGACUUACAUAUCUGAUUUGUGGGCAGGCGGUCACGUUCUACGAGUGCAACAAUAUAAUCGUAUCGAACUUAAAGUUUCGGAACUCACAGAAGAUGCACGUCUCGUUUGAUAAAUGCGCGGACGUGAAAGUCGUGCGGCUGUUCGUGGCCGCUCCAGAAAACAGCCCUAACACCGAUGGCAUCCACGUCACCGCCACUCAAAAUAUUCAAAUCAGCCGAUGUGUCAUCAAAACGGGCGAUGACUGUAUCUCAAUAGUAAGCGGGUCCAGAAACGUUAAAGCCACGGACAUAACUUGCGGACCUGGUCACGGAAUAAGUAUUGGGAGCUUAGGAGCUGGAAAUUCAGGAGCUCAGGUCUCAGAUGUGGUAGUAAAUAGAGCAAUCCUUACAGGAACGAGCAACGGGGUCAGGAUCAAGACUUGGCAGGGAGGAUCAGGUUAUGCAAGAAACAUACAGUUCCAAAACAUAGCGAUGAACAACGUGACCAAUCCCAUUAUCAUAGAUCAAAAUUACUGCGAUCGAGACGAACCAUGUCACGAACAGGCAUCAGCUGUGCGAGUGAGCAAUGUGAUGUACAAGAACAUAAAGGGAACAAGCGCUUCAAAGGUGGCAAUAAAUUUGGAGUGCAGCAAGAGUGUGCGGUGCCAUGAGAUAGUGAUGCAGGAUGUUUCGCUAGCAAGUCAACGGCCUGAGUAUGUGGAAGCUUCUUGUGUGAGCGUGGACUUAACUAGAAGAGGGAUAGUUACUCCCCUGUGCUCUCCCAAUUGA
This is a messenger RNA of Linum tenue, 1272 nucleotides long. The record is from the annotation of a GenBank genome assembly. NCBI's taxonomy places the organism in Eukaryota, Viridiplantae, Streptophyta, Magnoliopsida, Malpighiales, Linaceae.